Rhincodon typus (whale shark) is the source of this 7554-nucleotide messenger RNA. It is a transcript of the gene abca3b, whose product is annotated as ATP-binding cassette, sub-family A (ABC1), member 3b. Gene Ontology annotation, cellular component: membrane; intracellular membrane-bounded organelle. The transcript is spliced from 25 exons. Lineage: Eukaryota; Metazoa; Chordata; Chondrichthyes; Orectolobiformes; Rhincodontidae. The coding region runs from base 228 to 4325 and encodes 1365 amino acids. Gene Ontology annotation, biological process: transmembrane transport; lipid transport. The record is from RefSeq and is a predicted model, not a curated record. Gene Ontology annotation, molecular function: ABC-type transporter activity; ATP hydrolysis activity; ATP binding.
GUUGGCGCUAGGCGUUGUUGCGGCGGCAGAAGGUGAGAGGGGUAGCGACUGGCCUGAUGGGGGAUCCAAAACAUCUCAUUCAAACUGACACACAACAUCUCCAUUGGCAACAGUCUGUGAUAAUGCUUUGAAAGCUGCAAAAUUGGAACUAGCUGCAUCCAUUGUGCUCCUUCCCCCUGUUAGGAAGCAUAUUCUUGUCAUAUUUUGGGGUUGCUCUUAAAUUCAAGAUGACCCGACUUCGGCAGUUUGGCCUACUUCUUUGGAAGAAUUACGUGUUGCAAAAGCGCCAAGUAUUGGUCACCAUCGUUGAGAUAAGCCUGCCACUUAUAUUUGCUGCAAUUCUUAUAACUCUAAGACAGCGAGUUAACUCUGUGCAAUAUCCAAAUGCAACCACAUAUCCUCCAUUUUAUAUUUAUGAUAUUCCAUAUUUCCCCCAACACCCUACAACCAAAUGGAGUUUGGUUUACAUUCCCUCCAACGUGACUGCAGUGGAGAGCAUUGCAAAGCUGGUGAAAGACAGUCUGCGGAGGAUUGUUAACAUUGUAGGUUUCCAAACAGAAGCUCAGUUUAAUGAAUUUAUAAGAUCGGAAAACAAGUCGGCAAAGAAAAUUCUGGUAGCUCUUGUAAUCGACCAUGACUUUAAGCAUCAAGAUGAGCGUUUACCGCUGCAGCCUUCAUACUGGCUUGGGAAGCCAAGAUCUGAAUACAUCAAAAUAAAUAAAGAUGAUGAGGAAGCAGACAAACCACUAAAUACUGAAUACAUGGAAGAUGACCCAUUGGAUAUUGAAGCUGGCAUCAAAAUCAAAGACUUGACCAAGGUGUUUAAAGUUGGAAACCAGAUGAAGAAAGCAGUUUCCCAUUUAACCAUGAACUUAUACAAGGGACAAAUCUCAGUAUUGCUGGGGCACAAUGGCGCUGGAAAGACUACUACUCUGGCUAUGCUCACAGGUCUGUUCCCUCCUACAAGUGGCACUGCCUACGUCAAUGGGUGUGAUAUCUGCCAGGACAUGCCACUCGUUCGCCAAAGUCUGGGACUCUGUCCACAGCACGAUGUCCUGUUUGAUAAUCUAACUGUAGAAGAACAUCUGUUAUUUUUUAGUGGGCUAAAAGGCUGCCACUCUGGUCAGAUACGUGAAGAGGUAAACCGGAUGUUAAGCAUGCUGAAGUUUGAGGAUAAAAGAAAAGCAAAGGUCAAGACUUUGUCUGGUGGAAUGAAACGGAAGCUCUCCAUCGGAAUUUCUCUCAUCGGUAACUCUAAGGUUGUCAUGUUGGAUGAACCAACAUCUGGUAUGGAUCCACUAUCCCGCAGGUCUGCCUGGGACCUUCUACAGAACCAGAAGUAUGGCCGCACUAUCCUGCUUACCACUCAUUUUAUGGAUGAAGCUGAUCUCCUUGGAGAUCGUAUUCUGAUCAUGGCCAAUGGGCAGCUUCAAUGCAGUGGAUCGUCACUCUUCCUCAAGAACAAGUAUGGGGCUGGGUACCACAUGGUGAUUGUGAAGCAACCUCAUUGUAAAGUCGCUGACAUUACCGCACUUGUGAAGAGCCUCAUUCCCAAAGCAGACAUGCAGACCAAUGCUGGUGCUGAACUCUCCUACAUCCUCCCGACUGAAAGCACUGACAGGUUUGAAGACCUUUUCUCACAACUUGAAAUGAAGAAGAAGAAGCUGGGAAUUGCCAGUUAUGGAGCUUCAGUCACUACCAUGGAAGAGGUGUUUCUAAAGGUGGGGAAGCUGGUGGACUCCAGCAUGGACAUUCAGGCAAUCCAGCUGCCAGCAAUACAAUACCAGCAUGAGCGUAGGAUGAGUGACUGGUCAGUUGGAGAGAAAACCAGCCUGAGUGACUUGAUGGAAGACGCAGAUAACAAUGAGAGUCAUCUUCCCAACACCUAUUCUUCUAUCAAACUGAACACAGGGAUCAUACUCUAUUUGCAACAGUUCUAUGCCAUGCUCAUGAAGCGAGCAACAUACACCUGGCGGAACUGGAAGAUAUUCACAGCCCAGUUUAUGGUACCACUGAUUUUUGCCUGUUUUGCGUUGAUUGUUGCCAAGACAUUUCCGGGGCCUCAGGAUUCACCUCCAUUAAAUCUGACUCUGGAAAAAUAUGGAUCUACCAUUGUUCCUUUUUCAUUGAGACCUGACUCCCGGAACCUGACUAAAAAAUUGUCCCAGGCUUACAAAGAGGUGUUAGAAGCGCAACUGGGCAUCCCAAUACAGACAGAAGGUGAUAUUAUUGAUUAUCUGUUGAAUUCUUCAAUUAAAGAAGGAUCUUCUUUUAAUGAACGAUGUGUGGUAGCUGCAGAUUUCCAUGACACACUGACAACUGGAACCAGGAUACGAGUUUUAUUCAAUAAUUUGGGCUAUCAUACAUCUGCUACUUCCUUGAUGUUAGUGGACAAUGCCUUAUUCAAGAUUCUGGUGGGACCAACAGCAUCAAUCAGUACCACCAACUAUCCACAGCCCCGCAACAUUACAGAGCAAGCAAUGGAACAACUGAAUGAAAAUAGGACAGGGUUUGCUUUGGCCUUCAACUUGAUAUUUGGCAUGGCCUUUCUGGUUAGCACUUUUUCCCUGUUGUUGGUAUCGGAGAAAACCAUAAAAUCCAAGCACAUUCAGCUCAUCAGUGGCCUUCAUAUCAUCAACUUCUGGCUGUCUGCUCUCGUCUGGGAUCUGAUUAACUAUGUUAUCCCCUGUGUUGCAAUCCUAGUGAUGUUCCAGAUCUUUAAUCUGCAACCUUUCACUGUGCAGCAGCAUCUUGGAGAUGUGUUGAUACUUCUACUCCUUUAUGGUUGGUCCAUUAUCCCUACCAUGUACCUCUUCCACUACUUCUUCGAUACACUUGCUACAGCCUACACCAGAAUCACCAUUAUCAACAUUUUGACUGGCACAGCCACCUUCUUGGCCAUUACAAUUAUGAACAUUCCAGAACUUGAUCUGACAGACCUAGCAAAGAUUCUGGAUGCAGUGUUUCUCAUGUUACCCAAUUACUGCCUGGGACAGGCUAUGAAUGAUUUUUACCAGAACUACCAAUUGAUUACAGUGUGCACAAGAAGCCCACUUGCCGAGUAUUUGUGCGAGGCAUUCAACAUCACCUACCAGACUGAUUACUUAGCCUGGGAAUCUCCUGGAGUUGGCCGCUUGAUUGUUGCUCUGGCAGUCCAGGGCUUGGUCUUUCUGACUUUUCUCCUCCUUAUUGAGUUUAAUAUCUUCAAAGUAUUGUCCACUUUAUUCCAUUAUAUCGUCUGGAGAAAGAGAACGGCUUCAAUUAUAAAUGGCAACAUGCCACAGCUCAUUGAAGACUCUGAUGUCAGGGAUGAGCGUUUGAGGAUAGAGGAGUCAACAGUUUCCCAAAUGGACUGCCCAUUAGUGAUAAAGGAACUCUUCAAGGUUUAUCACAAGGAAUCAACACUUGCUGUUAACAGGAUUUCUUUAGCUGUAAAUAAAGGAGAAUGCUUUGGAUUACUGGGUUUUAAUGGAGCUGGAAAGACAACCACCUUCAAGAUGUUGACCGGUGAUGAGAAAGUGAGCGGAGGGGAUGCCUUUAUCGCAGGUUACAGCGUUUUGAAAGACAAAAAAAAAGUGCGCCAGAAGAUUGGUUACUGUCCCCAGUUUGAUGCUCUGCUUGGUCACAUGACAGGGCAGGAAACACUGUAUAUGUUUGCAAGAUUACGGGGCAUCCCCGAGCACAUCAUCCAGCAGUGCAUAGAUGAUGAGCUCCAGAGUUUCCUACUUGAACCUCAUGCCCGGAAGCUUGUGCGGACAUACAGUGGUGGAAAUAAGAGAAAGUUGAGCACCGCAGUGGCGAUGAUUGGAAACCCUGCUGUCAUCUUCCUGGAUGAACCUUCCACUGGCAUGGAUCCCGUUUCCAGGAGACUAUUAUGGGAUGCGGUGACCAGAUCUCUUCAAGAUGGAAAGUCCAUUGUCAUCACUUCGCACAGCAUGGAAGAGUGUGAAGCACUCUGCACCAGGCUGGCUGUGAUGGUCAACGGUCAGUUCAAGUGCCUUGGAAGUCCUCAGCACCUCAAGAAUAAAUUUGGCAGUGGAUUUACAUUACUGGUCAAAAUCCACGGAAAUAAACCUGAUCUCAAGCCAUUCAAGAACUUUAUUGAAACUACAUUUGAAGGCAGUAUUUUAAAAGAUGAGCAUCAUGGAAUGGUGCAUUACCACUUAACCAGCCAACUCUUGUCAUGGCCUCAGAUAUUUGGCACACUAGAAAGGGCCAAGGAGAAAUACAAUAUCAAGGAUUAUUCAGUCAACCAGAUCUCCCUUGAGCAAGUGUUCCUCAGCUUUGCUCGUUUCCAGCUGCGUACAGAAGAAAGAUCAGAUUAGCACCAAUCAAACUGAGUUUCUGUUUCAACCAUGAACUUACAGGUGCAGGAGCUACAUACCUAGGAAAUUCUAUCUGGGUGGGUGAAAUGAUGCAUUAGAAAUAAAAAGCUAGAGUGAAGUUAACACUAAACCUGAGAGGUCCAGACUGCUGGAGUUAGGUUGGUUCAGAAACCUGUUGGAAUCAAGGGCUUCAAUUCUCCAAUUGUAACCGAGCAGAACAAUUCACUCAGGAUAAGAAAUGCUGCAUUGUCUUGGAAAUUGGCCUCUCGUGCAGUACCUUAUUUUUGUUAUGUUAGUAGGAUUAUAUUAGACUGGGAAUACACGCAUUUGCCGAAUCAUCUUGUUCCAAGACAAAAAUAAAAAUUAUGAAGUGAUCAGAGCAAACGUGGCCAUCAAAAUGAAUCACGUGACCUUGCCUGUGUGUCCCACAUGCCCAUUAAAACCUGCUCUUCCUAAUUCCUUCCUGGGGAUCAAGGUUCCUCUUGUAAAACUGGGUCCCUCUUAAUUCAGGGUUGAAUUCUCAUCCUUCCUCAGCAACAGCACGAUUGACUCAUACUAGUUGAUAGUUUUUUACUAUUGUGAUCUAGUGCUAGUUGUGAUUUGUUACUCGUAAUAACCAUGCUGAAAUUGUGGAUCAUUACAAAUAGUGACACAAACAAAAGCACAAUACUGAAGAAGCUAGAAAUGUGAAAUUAAAAACAGAAAAUGCUGGAACUACUGGCAAGUCAGGCAACAUAUGUGGAGAGAAAGACAGAGUUAAACAUCUCAAAUUGAUGGCUUCCUAUCAGAAAUGUAAAAAAGUUAGAAAUGUGUUACAGGCAUUAAGCUAGUACAGAGGCAGGUUAAUGGGAGAGGAGAAAAAACAAAAGGAAUGUUUGUGAUAAUUUGGAAGGCAGGAACAAUUCAGUGACAAUAGGGAAAAUGGUGCAAGGCAGAAGAGAUGAUAGAGAGACUGGUAAAGAGAGACUAGAGGAGAAGUAAGCAAGAAUAUUGCAAUUAACCCAUGUACUGAUUCUUGCAAUAACUCUGGUGCUGGUGGAGAUUUCAUGCUUGUCAUAUUAAUCUUAAUAGUAAUAGUGAUUUGGUACUAGUAAAGAUCCCUGAUGCUAGUGGAGAUUUGUCAUUAUUAUGAUCAUGGUGUAAGCACUGUUUCUUACUACGAGUAACAGAGAUCACAGACUCACUGCAACCUUCCCUACAAAUGAACCAAAUAUCCAAAUAGAUUAAACAUAAUAGUUCCUUUCUGCAAUGGCUAUAAAUAGCAUAUAGUGACAGACUAGCCUUCUGUGCUGUAAUUAUUCGGCCCAUUGUGUCAGUGCCGACUCUCUGCAAGAGCAUCUCACCAGUCCUGCUCCCUGCUGUUUUUCUAUAGCUAUGUACGUACAUAAUUUCCAAUCGCCCUUGAAAGCCACGAUUGAAUGUGGCUCUACCACACUCUAAGGUGUACAGUCCAGAUCCUAACUACUUGCUAUGUAAAAUGGUUUUCUCCUUGUGUUCCCUUUGCUUCUUUUGGCAACCACCUUAAAUUAGUGUCGUCUGGUUCUCAAUCCUUCCAUCAACUUCCAUAAAGUGAACCUUUAUAAAGGCUCACUUUAUAAAUUGGUUAUUGAUAACUAAACUCAGCCUAGCACGAGCUAAAUUAUUUGCUGAUAAUUCAGUGAAAUCUUUGCUGUUCACUAGAACGUUCAAACCUGGAGACUGAGUAGUCUCAGUUUAUAUCUACAGAGCAGCAAGAUGAGGAAAGGUAGAAUUCUACAGGUAAGUGAGUUUUUAUGAAUGAAAACUCCUCCUUUCUAACCUCAUUGUUGUUAGGAACUUGAAACAAUGUGUGAAAUGGAUCAAACAGGACACUUGUACAUCUUUGGUUGGAAUGAAACCAUGGAUUUAAAAAACAACUUUCAAUUCAAGCAACAUCUUUCUUUGGCUAAUAAGAUCUGCUGCCCUUGGACUGUAUAUCAUGUUGUUUUGAGGGCUGUGCUGUGUAGUCUAAGGUACCAAUCAGCUAGCAAAUCUGAUCUGCUCUGGGAGAUACUUGAAAAAUUUUAAGUGCAAUAUUAACUCAGUGAAGACAAUGUACUUAUUGAGUAUGCCUGCAGAUUCCAGUUACCUGAAAAUGAGCACUAUUGCACCACAGCACUUGUCAAGGUUAUUUCUAUUUAAUUUUAUGCAUUAUCCCAUCCAGUCCCCAUCUUCUGAAAUAAAUUUGUAUUAUAUAUGUUAAAUGGAGAUACUCAAAUUAUGUGAAGUAUACCAGUGGGAUUGAUGGAUGGGACAAUAGUGAGAUAAACUUUUUGAAGCUGAGUUCUGGCCCAAGUGAUAGUAAAUGAUUAAUACUGACAUAUCUUAAAGUUUCACUGUUUAUUGUGUAUAGUCUGAACUCUGCUCUUGGGUAGAAUGGGCUGCAUAAAAGAGAGUCUCAAAGCAUCUUGUACAGGGCUGGAAGUUUCAGAUUUCUGCCUGUUUUGGUAUGAUUCUGAAGUUUCUACUUUUUAAACACAUCAGAGGCCGUUAUCUAAAGGUCUGCUGCCAAAUUGUUUCAAAAAAUCCAAAAUUGACGACAGCUCAUUCUCAUGACCCAGUAUCCCAGGCUAGAUCCUCAACAUCUCCCUCCCCAACAAUGAAAAAUCAGCCCCUUUUGUUCAGCUAUGAGUCAGACAGAAGUGAAACACCCCUCAAAUCACCCUACUUGGUUCAAAAACCUUAGGACUUGAGGCUCAGAUACUAAGUGUUCCAAACAUUAAUUAACCAAAAUUGGAAAUAGAUCUCAGAAUUAGUUGUAAGCAAUGCUGUGCAGUCAUGUUUCAAUGUACGAAUCACAAAGUAAUUAUGUAAUCAGGACUUUUUAAAUAUGUUUUCUAAUCAAUUCAUUCAGAGAUGUUAUCACACACCUCUGGAGCAGGUGGGAUGCAAACUUGGGCCUCCUGACUCAGGAAUAGAGACAUUACCACUGUGUCACAAGAGACACCUUCAGCACUGUUUUCAAGUAAUCAUUAUGACGGUGUUCACCUGUGCCUUUCUGACAGUUAUGGUGCUAACAACUGUCACUUGGUGUGACACUGACUUAGUUUCCUUCAUACUGUUCUAUACCCAAUGAAUGUCAACAAUUACUACAAAACUGUCACUUGCUGUUUGCUGUAUAAUCCUGGAUUAUGAGAUUUUUUUAUUAAAAUCAGCACUUUAACAAUUUUUAAAUCCUUGUUUUAAUGUAUUUUUUGUGUUGUAGAUCCGA